Messenger RNA from Gekko japonicus, 949 nucleotides. RefSeq names its product pulmonary surfactant-associated protein D-like. The coding region runs from base 1 to 636 and encodes 211 amino acids. NCBI's taxonomy places the organism in Eukaryota, Metazoa, Chordata, Lepidosauria, Squamata, Gekkonidae. The transcript is spliced from 3 exons. The record is from RefSeq and is a predicted model, not a curated record.
AUGUAUCUGCUCCAAUUUCUCAUGGCCCUGGUGGCGGGAACUUCUCUCGGGUGUGCAGCAGCCUCUGAAGUAAUCAGACCUGAAGCUGACACAUGUACAGUGCUGGCAUGUGGCACUCCCGGACGCGAUGGUUUACCAGGCAGAGACGGUGCCAAAGGAGAGAAAGGAGACCAAGGUACUGACACUUUACAAAAGCAAGUGGAUGCUUUGGAAAACAAAAUCCUGGCACUUCAAACUCAAUUUAACAAUUACAAAAAUGCGGUGCUACUGCAGGGGUUGAAAGAGGGACAGAAGACUUUCAUUUCAACUCGCCAGCGCGACACUUACACCAGUGGCAAAGCCCAGUGUGUGAAAGCUGGAGGGACCUUGGCCUGCCCCAAGAAUGCUGCUGAGAACUCUGCCCUGCAAGAGCUAGCACUGAAGGAUGCCAUGUUUGCUUUUAUCGAUGUAACCGAUAUCCAAAGGGAGGGCAAAUUUAUGUAUGCAAAUGGGGAGCCGGUGAGCUACACAAACUGGAAAGAAGGAGAGCCCAAUAACGCCCACGGAAUCGAGGACUGUGUUCUUAUCGUACCUGAAUUUGGACUGUGGAAUGAUUGGAACUGUGAUGCGAGAGAGCUCAUAAUUUGUGAAUUCUGACCCGUUUACAAAGAGAGCUACGUUUCAGGGUUCUGCAUGUUCUAGCACUGGGGAGUAUCGCUUUACAUUUCAGGCUGGAUGACGGGAAAGAGAAAGUGAGGCUCCCCGACAUGACAUAGCCCCACCUACUUUGUUUGGGCUUUUUGAAAAAAAUCACCAAUUGCUCGUCCCUAUACUAUUGUAAUGCUCUAUUGCAGGGGUCCCCGACUUCUUUGAGCCCUUAGACACUCUGGGAAUUCUGACAGUGUGGUGGGCGCAGCCACGAAAUGUCUUCCACAGGACCCAGCCACACAACAGAUGCUGCCACUUUCAC